This is a messenger RNA of Galeopterus variegatus (Sunda flying lemur), 2709 nucleotides long. RefSeq names its product limb development membrane protein 1 (gene LMBR1). Gene Ontology annotation, molecular function: transmembrane signaling receptor activity. The transcript has 13 exons. The coding region runs from base 282 to 1223 and encodes 313 amino acids. The record is from RefSeq and is a predicted model, not a curated record. Lineage: Eukaryota; Metazoa; Chordata; Mammalia; Dermoptera; Cynocephalidae. Gene Ontology annotation, biological process: signal transduction.
GCAAGAUGGCUGACUAGAAGCAGCCAGCCCUUACCUCUAAUGCAAAAAAGUCCAAAGGAACAAAUAGUCACCUGUAGAGUGGAAUGUCUAGGAGAAAACAGUGGAAUCCAGUUAAUCAGUGCAGAAACCCCCCCAAGACCUGGAAACUUGAGAUAGCAGUGUAGAAGGAUGGUGAAACUCCUGAUUAGGACCAGCGUGGAAUUUGGAGAGACCCUGCAUUUCUGGGACAAGGUUUGUGGAAUCUUGCUUCCCUUUUUUCCAACCUCUGUUUAUUUGUGUUGAUGCCCUUUGCCUUUUUCUUCCUGGAAUCAGAAGGUUUUGCUGGCCUAAAAAAGGGAAUCCGAGCUCGCAUUUUAGAAACCCUGGUUAUGCUUCUUCUUCUUGCCUUACUGAUUCUUGGGAUAGUGUGGGUGGCUUCGGCGCUCAUUGAUAAUGAUGCUGCAAGUAUGGAAUCUUUAUAUGAUCUCUGGGAGUUCUAUCUACCCUAUUUGUAUUCCUGUAUAUCACUGAUGGGAUGUUUGUUACUUCUUUUGUGUACACCAGUUGGCCUUUCCCGUAUGUUCACAGUGAUGGGUCAGUUGCUAGUGAAACCAACAAUUCUUGAAGACCUGGAUGAACAAGUUUACAUUAUUACCCUAGAGGAAGAAGCACUCCAGAGACGACUAAAUGGGCUGUCUUCAUCAGUGGAGUGCAACAUAAAGGAGUUGGAACAAGAACUUGAAAGUGUAAAGACGCUUAAGACAAAAUUAGAGAGGCGAAAAAAGGCUUCAGCAUGGGAAAGAAAUUUGGUGUAUCCUGCUGUUAUGGUUCUCCUUCUUAUUGAGACAUCCAUCUCAGUCCUAUUGGUGGCUUGUAAUAUUCUUUGCCUAUUGGUUGAUGAAACAGCAAUGCCAAAGGGAACAAGGGGGCCUGGAAUAGGAAAUGCCUCCCUGUCUACUUUUGGUUUUGUGGGAGCUGCACUUGAAAUCAUUUUGAUUUUCUAUCUUAUGGUGUCCUCUGUUGUCGGUUUCUAUAGCCUCCGAUUUUUUGGAAACUUUACUCCCAAGAAGGAUGACACAACUAUGACAAAGAUCAUUGGGAAUUGUGUGUCCAUCUUGGUCUUGAGCUCUGCUCUGCCUGUGAUGUCAAGAACACUGGGGCUUCAUAAACUUCAUUUAUCAAAUACUUCAAGGGAUUCAGAAACAACCAAGCCUUCUGCAAAUGGGCAUCAGAAAGCACUGUGAGACACCGAGCUGGUCCCAUUCUACAGUCAAGAGACCCAAGAACCCCAACUCCUGACAUUCCCAGCAGAUGAAGAAGCGUUCUCAUGCUGACCUUUGUCCAUGUGUAGGGCCUGGGCCUAUCAGUGACAUUUUUUUCAUAACCUACUAAGAACUUGGCUAUUUCUGAUCUUCUUUUUUAAAAUUUGACUUUCUGAUAGACCCUGUAGUUUCCAGUUCAAUGUGGAUUUCUUAGAGAUAUAUCUAGAACAACACAUUCUUCUACAGAUACAUUUGCUCAUAUAGUAAAUACAGUCAUUCAUGUGAAAAUAUUUUUCACCUGAUAGGAAAAUGUCAGAAAAAGCAAACUUUGGGAUUUCCUAAAGAUUCAUUUAAAUCCCAUUAUAUAUUUUAUUCAGAAUGUGGAACACUACCUGAAAGGCAUCCUUGGUCCCAAGCAAAGGGUCCUCAGAAAAUCAGUUUUCAGGUUCAAUAGAAACUGCUUGUAGAUGUUAUUAUUGCAGUGGGUGUAUUGGAACUAUAAUGGUUGCACACUCUAUUUUUUAUUUUCUUAAAAAAGACAACAAAAGCAUAGUUUCUGAUUUAUGUUACAGAAUAAUAUUGAUUAGACUCUGAGCCAAGGGAAAAAUACUAAAUUCUUUAAAACCUGAGCCUUGGUAGAAAACCACAGGAAUAUCUUUUAUAAUACAGCAUAAUAAGCUGUGGUAGGAAGUAUUAUGUAAUCAUAGUUUAAUGACAGUUUAUGUGUAUAUAAUUCAGUAUUACCUCUCAUAACAUAGUUGCCAGUGUUGAGUACACUUGUAACUUAGAUUUUGCCUUACAGGCUAGGCUAUAUGUACACUCAGUUUUUUAAAGCAUUUUUUUCAGAGAUCACUUAAUUCCUUGUUUUUCUGUGAUCCUUAUGAAAAAUAUAAAUUCUCAGUUGUAGAAACCCUUUUCUUACAUUUUUCAUCCUUUGAUUACUUUUGUAUAUACCAAUUUAAUCUUCCAACUUAUAAAAGUUACCAGUUUAAUAUACAGAACUCAUAGCAUCAGCAUUCAUGAUGUAAGAGUAGUUGUGCAGUGUAACAUGAUUUGAUAAUCAUUCAAUUAUUAACUUGUAAAUAAUUGUUGGGAUGGUUUCUGACUUUAGGUUCAUUGAAUAAAAAUUAUGAACUUAUACUCUGUUACCAUCCACUAAGAUAGAGUACCGAAAAUUGUGCAUGCAAAAAUAUAAGAUGGGCCCAUUUGCACAUAAUUCAUAGUUACGCAGUUUGUAUAAGUAUGUAUGUUCACAUGCACUAUGUGUAUGACAACAGAUUGUCUGUGUUCAGACAAAAGUAAAACAACAUUUUUUCAAAUUGUUGAAUUUAAACUUUUUUUGGAGAAAUUUAUGAAAAACAGGUUGUAUCUAUUUGGCAUAAAAAAUUUCCACUUAGAGCCAAAAUAAUAAGAAAAUUUAAUCUGUUUAUUUAUAUGUUCCAUUGAAUAUACUUCUCUUUUAUUUAUA